UCUUAGGGGGCACAGUUGGAAGGGAGGACUGGGGUCUCUGGGGAUGGAGAGCAGAAGGUGGAAAUUAGCCCUCCUGAACCUGCUCCUUCCAGCGGAUCACCAUCUCCCUCCCCCUCUGUCUCCUUCCUCCCUCUGUCUGUGUCUUUCUCCUCCUGUCUUCUCUGUGUGCCCACAGCUGCUAUGACCCCUUCCCAUAAUCCUAGGCCCUGUCCCCCUCAUCUUGUGUCCCUAUCUUCUUUCAUUCAUUCUGUCCCACACGUCUCCUACUCCUUGCUCCGUCUCCUCUCCCUCACCUCCCUCCUUCUGUGUCCCUGUUUCUAUCCUUUUCUCUGUUUUGUACCCUCCACGACUCCAUCCCCAUCUCCUCCAAAGCCCCAUUUUGUGCCCCCAGAACCCAGCAUCUCUCUCCUCUCCCCCUUGUGUGUCCUCAUCCCUACACAUUGAGUCCCUCCUUUGCCCACCUUGUCACUCACCUGAGGGCACUCUUAUCUGACCAGAACCCAUCCCUUCCCUGUCCUCUCUCCUCACCCACGUCCUACUGUGGCCUCACCUCGUCAAGGAGUCCUCCUGUUGCAACGCCGGCUCAGUGGACACACCUUCCCUCCGCUGGCCUUCAGAUCUCUGAGGGCCUCCUCUCCCACCAUGAAUUCCUUAAGAGCUGGCCUGGCCUGUGGUGCUUUUAUUUGGGUGUGGGCUGGGGAGCAGCCUUGGAUCAGGAAAUGAAUCAGGGUCAUGUCUUUCCACUUACAUAUUCCAAGUGUAUUAAGUGGAGCUAGUACACCUGCCUAAACAUCUUUAGCAAUGAGGAAGUCUGAAUCGGCAUACUCAAAGAGUAGAUCUGGCCUCUAGCCACAAGAUUGUGAUGACUCUGAUAAAACACUUGACCCAGGUGUCUACCCCAAAUGACAGCUGUCAUUUAUCCUCUCCUAUAUACACCUCUGGUUCUGAUUCUGGGAAGAGCCCAUGGCUGUGGUGGUAAGGCUUGCUUUUUUCUGAUCUGAGAUACAGAUGGAAUAGCCUAGAAGGUUACUUUGCAAGACUUCCUGUCAUCAGGACUUAUUACUAAUCUUUUGGAGGAGACAGGGAAAUGGACCAAUCAUCACAGCCACUAUUCCCAGCACCAUUCCAACUCAACCAUUCUACAGUGAUUCAUCUUUCUGGGUUCCUCCUGUUCCAGGGUCAAGCAAGGUCACCUGGCUUUACCUGGAGAUGAUGCCCAACACCUCUCAUCCUUCACUCUUUUCCUUACCACUUUAUUAAAAUUUUCAGCACUUAGUGACCAGGUUGAGAAUGCCGCUGGUGGUGAUGCUGCUCCACAGCUAACUAGACCUUCCUCCACCUGUGUUCCCUGUUCCUUGUGGCAGUUACAGCUGUGUGGAAGGCUGGAGUCAAUGCUGCUCCUGUGGCUCCAGUGAGCUUGGUAUGUGAGACUCAGAAGAACCGAGAUACCAAGGAAGAGAAGCAUCACUACAGGUGGAUGGGAAAGCCUAGAAAACUGACAUGAACAGUGUCCUUCUUUUCAGGAUUUACUUUUAAGCAAACACGAUGGUGCUUUCCUUAUCACCUUUCCACGGGAGCAGGGCCUGUGAACCAGAGAAGACAUCAAAGGAAGCCUAAGAACCACAGGACUUCUGGCAAGGAGGCCAGAACUUAGUGUUCUGAUGACACCAGAGAGGAGGAGAGCAGAAGGCAAGAAGACUCUGCCUCUGUCCUGCUGCCUUCCAGCUCCCGUCCCUCCUCAGCUGCAGUCAGGGAAGUGCUGCUGAGCCUGUCACUACUGGACCCUCUGCAUUUUUACCAGAAGGACUAACCGGGCCAGGGUAACCACGAAGAGCCUCUUAUCCAAGGACCAGUUGGACCUCUUACUUCCAGGAAGAAUGGAACCACCUGUGGCCCAGCUCCUCUUCCUCCAGGUUGUUCUAGGGCCAGCUUUGGUUGAAAACAUCAGGACUCAGUUUGCCAUCAAGAACUUCCGUACCUUACACGUUGACUAUCCCAAGGUUGACUACGCCAAAGGUUUCCAAGGUUACUGCAAUGGUCUGAUGUCCUAUGUCCGGGGCAGGCAAGAAAGCUGGUAUUGCCCAAAGAUCCAUUAUGUCUUACAUGCCCCUUGGACAGUCGUCUGGAAUUUCUGCAAGUACAGUGAGAGCUUCUGUGAGAAUUACAAUGAAUACUGCACGCUCACCCAGGACUCCAUCCCGCUCACAAUUUGCUCCCUGUACACCAAACAGCCGCCCACCAGCUGCCGCUACAAUACCACCCUGACCAACCAAAGGCUCUAUCUGCUCUGCUCUGAAAAGUACGAUGGUGCACCCAUAGAUAUCAUUGGCCUCUACUAGGAAGGGAGGCCUUCGGUCUGAAACCACCCCCCCAACUCCCCCACCCACGGCCGCUGCUACACACUAGCCUGUCCCCACUCCCGAAGCUCAGAUUCCUGGUACAAGGCUUCCUUUCUGGCUUCACAGGCAGGCAGAGUCUCCUCCCAAGAGACCGGGGAGGCAGGAAGUAUGUCCAGACUUUUGGUCACCAUGCAAAGUUGUACUGUCUUCUAGGCCUUUUCGGUCUUGUUUCCCUCCCCCCACCACCCCCGCCACCAUUCUCCCUCUCCCACAGACUGUUUUACCCACCCAAGAAGCUGACUGUGUCCAGUUGGCAGCGACUGUCCGUCUACUGGGCCAGAUCCUGAAUCCUGGCCAGAGUCCCAGAGCCUCAGCUCACACCAUGGCACUGGUUCCGAGUCUCAAAUCCUCUCCCCUGCCACCUUUCCCUUCUGGGUCCUCCCCAUCUCCCUUACGAUUCCCUCCACUCGCUCACCCAUACUGUGGGUAUCUCUAGCUGUAAGACCCUCCCUGAGAGUCUUAGACUCAUAUUAGCUUCAUUUCUCCAGGACAUCCCCCUCAGCUCUCAGUCUCCCGUUCAGUCUCUCCCCCAUACUUCCAACCUCUUUAGUCAUCCUGUAUUCUUUCUCUGACCUCUUUUCCUUCCAUCCUUCUCACCUUGGACCCCUGCAGUUUUAAGUUAUCUUCUCUGACCUGCUCUUCCAGAGAUUCCUGCAUCCUUUUCCUUCCCGAAGCUCUUUCUGAUAUCCCCCCAAAUCCAGGAUCUGCCUCUGACAAGGCAGGGAUGAAGUGGGCUCAGCUGUGGUCACAGAAGGUUUUAAAACCAUAUUUGAAUUAUGUAAGAUAAAACCAUUGGAUGAAACUGGGAGAAGGGUACAUGGAAUCUCUCUGUAAUUUUUUUUGCAUCUGCCUGUGAAUCUAAUCACUGCAAAAUAAAAAGAUAAAAAGCC
Cervus elaphus (red deer) is the source of this 3289-nucleotide messenger RNA. It is a transcript of the gene RNASE13, whose product is annotated as ribonuclease A family member 13 (inactive). Bases 1878 to 2339 code for a protein of 153 amino acids. The record is from RefSeq and is a predicted model, not a curated record. Gene Ontology annotation, molecular function: nucleic acid binding. The transcript is spliced from 4 exons. Lineage: Eukaryota; Metazoa; Chordata; Mammalia; Artiodactyla; Cervidae.